Messenger RNA from Pedinophyceae sp. YPF-701, 3213 nucleotides. NCBI's taxonomy places the organism in Eukaryota, Viridiplantae, Chlorophyta, Pedinophyceae. The record is from the annotation of a GenBank genome assembly.
AUGCCGGGGCGCUCCCACGGCGUUCCGGCGGCCCUGCGCGCCGUCCUGUGCGCCCUCGCGUGCCUCUGCGCCCUGCCAUUCGCGCGCGCGCAGGCCACGACGCCGCCCGCCACGACCCCCGUUGAGACGACGGUGCCGCUCGCUACCACCCAGCCCCCCUCUGGCUUCACCGUGCCGCCCACCAACUGCGGACCGCACAACUUCUGCCCCGUGGGGUCGGUCUACGUCGGCGUGUCCGACUCGGCGUCGCGCUGCUUCGGCCUGCGGACCAUCGAGGGCCUCGAGCUGGGCUGCCUGAAGCGCAAGAUCGACAGCGAUGUAGCGUGCACCUGCUGCGAGCCCUGGUUCGGCGCGGGCUGUGCCCUGACGGGCGUCGUGCAGGUCACGUCCCCGGCGAGAGAUGCGACCCCGAGCCCGCAGCGAGUGGGCACCUGUCCUGUCAGUGAGCCUGAGGGCCGCUGCUCGGAAGUGCCGACUCUCGCGCUGGACCGGACGCUCACGAGCAUCGGCGUCAUCAACGCCCGGCUCUCGUUCGGCAGGCGCAUGGUUGCGACGGCCGCGACGAACAGCAACGCCACGCUGGAGUUCCCCGGCCUGUUCGGCAACCCCAGCAUCAUCGAGAGGGUGUCCGACUUCUUCUAUACCACCGUGGAUCCCGCGACGCGCGUCGCGGUCACGAGGCGCGCGGACACCUUCCCGGAGCUCGCGCGCGGCCCCGAGGAGUUCGACGAGUUCGGGUUCACCAUCCGCUUCCGGCAAAACACCCCGGGGGUCACCUCGCUGCUCCUCCCCCCCGGGUCCUUCCGCGAGCCGCCGGCGCCCGGGAUCCGCAACCCGGAGCUCGGGUCCGUCCGGUACUCGCACGGGUCGCUCUCGGAGGGGCUCGAGUAUGACAACCGUGGCCCGAACGUGGUGAUCACGACGGACGCGUCGGUGGUGGCGGGGGUGACGACGGAGGACACGGUGAAGCUGCAGGCGGAGGUGUCGCAGGCGUGCUUCGGGUGGGACUGGUCCAAGGUGGAGGUGGCGGGCGGGCGGGUCGCGCUGGCGUCGCCGCUGCUGCGCAACGAGCUGGACGGAGCGGCGUCGUUCUCGCUCUCCGUCACGUUCGACAGGAGGGGUGGGACGAUCUCCGUGGUGAUUCCGGCGGGGCAGUGCCGGUCGGCUUCGGGUCUGAUCUCGCAGCGGGCCGAGACGAGCGUGCGGAACUCGCCGCGGUGGUCGCGCAACGCCGCCGUCGCCGGAACCACUGCUGCCGCGACUGCGGUGGGCACCGCGGUCGCGAGCUCCAUCAUCGCGGGCUCGGUGGGGUCCUCGAUGUCCGGGGGCAUGGCGACCGGCGGCGCCGCUGGGGCGAUGGGCGCUCAGGCGGGCUCCGCGGCCGGCACGGCCAGUCCCGCAGCGAUGGCAAACACGGUGCAGGCGAGCACGGUGGCGCUGCUGGGGCACGUGCAGUUCUUCUCGCUGUUCGGUGGGAUGCAGACGCCCAUGCCGGAGGGAUUCAGGUCCUUCGCGGAGGGUCUGAGGUGGACUCAGCUCGCGCUGAAAGCCCCGUGGGCAAAGUCGGACGACGCGGGCGCCGAGGCGCUGCAGGGGACGACGCAGCCGGGGCGGCGGGGCGCGCAGGAGCAAGGCGCACUGUGGACGCAGGAGGCGGCAGAGAUCAAGGACGCUGUAGACGACCUUCUUGAGGAUCCGUGGAACCUGGUCAUCGUGACGAUGGCGUACGCGGCGCUGGUGGUCGUCGCAGUGGCCAUCAUCCGCGCCAUUGCACUGGCCAUCUACACUCGCAUCCAGGUCAAGAAGCUGAUCCGCAUGGCGCCCGAGCCCGAGCCCGAGCCCGUCGAGGAGGGAGAGGCCGCGGAGGAGGGAGAGGCCCCCCGGAAGCGCGCCCUGCUCCCCGCGCCGACGCACAUGCGGCGUGAGAAGGAGAUCGCGCAGACGCUGCUGCUGAUGGAGCAGGCCCACGCGGAGCGCGCCGCGAAGCAGCGGAAGAUCAGGGCGGAGCGCGAGCGGGCGCUGAGCCUCAGGCGGCGGACCGUGCAGGAGACGGAGGGAGACACCCCCCAGGCGGUGGUGUUCCGGAAGGCGCCGUCGUGGCUGCUGUUCCCGAAGCCGGAGAUCAUGACGUACGCGAUCACGACGGCGGGCGUCGCGUCGGCGGGCGCGCGGCUGGCCGCGGAGGGCGGCUGGGUGGAGAUUGUGGUGGGCACGGCGAUCGUGCUGGUGUGGUGCGGGGCGUUCUUCUUCGCGAUAUGGUGGUUCGUGAUGCGCAGGGGGGUGCUGGCGCGCGGGGCGGACGCGAUGGUGGGGUACCACGAGGACACGACCCCGGACGGCAUGAAGGUGUCCUACACGCGGUCGUACAUCAUCCCGGGGGAGUGGCGGGACACGACGGACGGCGCGAGGGUGCGCUUCCACGACCGGUUCGGGCUCGUGUACAACAACUCGGCGGGGCCGUCGGUUGCGGAGGUGGAGCUGGAGGUGUACUGGCACACGCGGGGGGCGGUCGACGCGCAGGCGCGCAACGCGACGGGGCGGGCGCGGAGCAAGGAGCAGGCGCGGGAGAGGCAGCGCGCGCGGGACGAGGAGGAGCCGCUCGCGGCGCGGUGGCUGUCGACGCGCCUCGCGUGGCUGUUCGGCUCGUACCCGUACGCGCUGCGGGUCAACUGGUGGAUGCUGGACCGCAUGCGCGUGGUGCUGGUGGCGGUGCUGUCGGGCCUGACGUUCAUCGACGGGUCGACGGGGGACCUGACCGACCCGGGGAAGACGCCCGGGGCGACGACGGCGGUGGCGGUGGCGCUGGGCGUGCAGGGACUGGUGGGGCUCUUCCUGUGCGUGUUCGCGCCGAUGGCGGACGUGGCCGAGUUCUCGGUCGAGAUGCUGAGCAACAUCGUCGAGGUGCUCAUCGCGGCGAUCACGGUGGCGUCGACGCAGAAGCCGUCGCUGGCGGACAGCGACGAGCUCGAGUACCUGCUCGUCGCGCUGUCCAUCGUGACCAUCGGCGCGCACAUGCUCUUCCAGGUGUACAUGAUCAUCUCCGUGCUGCUCUUCAAGCGGUUCCUCGACCAGCAGAGGGUCAAGAAGCGCAAGAAGCGGGGCGGCGGCCAGGGCUACGUGCAGAAUGUGCACAGGCAGUAUCUCAAGGACCAGGAUGAGUACCGGCCGCCCAACAUCGUGACGGGGGACAACACGCACUGGUACCAGUCCUGA